Closterium sp. Yama58-4 is the source of this 741-nucleotide messenger RNA. The record is from the annotation of a GenBank genome assembly. NCBI's taxonomy places the organism in Eukaryota, Viridiplantae, Streptophyta, Zygnematophyceae, Desmidiales, Closteriaceae.
AUGAUCGCGCUGUCUGAUUACGCAGGGCUGUACUUUCAUUUCAACGUAAAGGGCUCGACUCUCAAGGCAGCAGUAGAAGCGAGGGCCGUUGCUGAUGGGGGCGCGAGCAAGGGAUGGUUCGCUAUAGGCUUCUCCGAGACAGGCAAAAUGACGGGUUCCGAUGUAGUUCUUGGAAACUACAUUCCGUCCACCAAUAAGAAGGUUCCUGUGAUGCCCAAGCCGGGAAGAACCGGCGGCUCGCAGUCAGGCGCGAAUGGUACUGCGACCAACAACGGUACUGCUACCAACAACAGCACUGCGAGUGGUGGGACGGGGAGUGACGGCAGCGGGGCUGGAAGCGGGAGUACGAACAGCACGGAAAUUGGUAACAGUGGUAACAGUAGUAACAGUAGUAGUAGUUACCCUGUAAGCAGUAACGUGGGCACGGGUGGCAAGAGCAACGGUGGGUUGGUGGGAGCAUUCAACAUGCAGAGCCUCACCAUGGGGACGUAUGCUAUGGCGGACAACUUCAAAAUCGCGAACACCUCCGUUACAGUCACGAAGGGCGGCACUGUUGUAAGGUUCACGAGGAGCGGAUCUGGUGGGUCGGUGCCAGUGAAGUAUGAUGGGCUCAACACGGUCAUCUGGUCCUACUCCUGGAAUGGCGCUACCAAGGUGUUUGGAGGACAUAUGAGACACAGGGGAAGUGCAGUGAUAAAUCUGGCAUGCAAAGUGUUACCGCUCGUGAAAAUUAAGUUCUAA